UCAUACCACAGUCACUUCCUUCUUCUACUCAGACUACAUAGCUCUAUUCGUGUCGACUGCCCAGAGUCCACGAAUACAGCCUCAAACCUCAAACCACUACCACAAAUUCAACCUGACUACAUAUACACAGCAAAGCAACACAUCUGCAAACCAGAGCUAACAGCAGCUACAUUCCAGCAGCCUCUCCUGCCUCUGCUCAGACAUGUCGCUGUACAGUUUUGGCCUGGAGCCACUCUCCUGCCACACCUGGAACAAAGACAGAACCCAGAUUGCAGUGAGUCCUAACAACAAUGUGGUGAACAUCUAUGAGAGGAAAGCCAAAGAAUGGGUCAAGAUCCAUGAGCUGACUGAGCACAGUGGACGAAUCACAGGCAUUGACUGGGCUCCAGAGACCAACCGCAUUGUCACAUGUGCCUCUGACCGCAAUGCCUACGUGUGGACUCUGAAAGAUAAUGUGUGGAAGCCCACCCUGGUCCUGGUGCGCAUUAACCGUGCAGCCACCUGUGUGAAGUGGUCACCACUUGAGAACAAGUUUGCCCUGGGCAGCGGAGCUCGCAUCAUUUCUGUCUGCUAUUUUGAGAAGGAGAACGACUGGUGGCUGAGUAAGCACAUCAAGAAGGCCAUUCGUUCCACAGUCUUGAGUCUGGACUGGCAUCCCAACAACAUCCUACUGGCAGCUGGGUCUGCAGACCUCCACUGCAGGGUUUUCUCAGCUUACAUCAAGGACAUCGAGGAGAAGCCUGGACCCACUGCCUGGGGGGCCAAAAUGCCAUUUGGGGAGGUGCUGCUGGAGCAUAAGGACUGUGGAGGAUGGGUGCACAAUGUCUCCUUCUCUCCCAGUGGAGACCAGCUGGCCUGGGUGGCCCACAACAGCAGCAUCACUGUGGCUGACGCUGCUCAGGGGAAAGAGGUAACCCAGCUGACCACUGACCAUCUGCCACUUCUGAGUGUGCUCUAUGUCAGCCCCACUGAGAUUGUUGCUGCGGGUCAUGACUGUUGCCCCUACCAGUUCACCUAUAAAGGUCCAAGUGCUCUGGAGUUUGUGAAGAAGCUGGACAUCCCCAAGCAGACCUCCAAAGGCAGCAUGUCAGCCAUGCAACACUUCCGCAACCUGGACAAGAAAGCCACUGAGGAGGACAGCAACGAGCUAGACACCCUUCACCAGAACAGCAUCACACAGCUGUGUAUUGUAUCUGGAGAGAGAGCCAAAGUGGAGAAGUACAGCAGUGUGGGUCUGGAUGGAGCCAUGGUGAUCUGGGAUUUUAAGCAUUGAGACACCACAGAUGGUCAGUCCUUGAGGCGUCAGAAGCUGAGUGGACCACCACACCCUUGUAUCAAAUACUCUUUUGUUGAAUAUAACUGCUGCCACCUAAACCCAUGAAACUACUGAUGUGCUUUUGAAUAUCUGGAAAACAAUGUGAGCAUAUGUGGUUUGUGAUAUUUGUCAAUAAAAAAAAACUUUUGGAUAAAUAAAGAGGAUAUUUACAGGCCAGAAAA
Epinephelus moara (kelp grouper) is the source of this 1497-nucleotide messenger RNA. RefSeq lists its product as uncharacterized. Gene Ontology annotation, cellular component: Arp2/3 protein complex; actin cytoskeleton. Gene Ontology annotation, biological process: Arp2/3 complex-mediated actin nucleation. The coding region runs from base 203 to 1273 and encodes 356 amino acids. Gene Ontology annotation, molecular function: actin filament binding. NCBI's taxonomy places the organism in Eukaryota, Metazoa, Chordata, Actinopteri, Perciformes, Serranidae. The record is from RefSeq and is a predicted model, not a curated record. The transcript has 10 exons.